GGUGAACAUGAUCGAUUACCUUAACGAGUUCGUGAAGACACGUGUGGCAGACACUCGCAAUGAUUGCACUUUUGUCUGGACCACCGGCGAAUGAAACUGGGAUCCCAAACGUGACAUGUAUUGGAAAUUGUCGGGGAACAAAAGGACGGAGGUUUGGGACUUCCUUUUCCAACCCGGACCGCCUGCGCAGACCGACCUCGAAUACAGUCGACGGAGAAACCUGGUGUUCGGUGUGCUGAAUGGGUACCACGAUGCACCCAGGGAGUCUGUCUUGCAUUUCUUGAGAAGGCUGGAGCACGUUCACUUCUUGAUGGCCGAACCGCUCACCCUCGAAAACUACAAGGCGCAGUUUAACGAGGAGGACCCUUUCGACGCUGAAGACACGGAGGAGCUGAGCGACUCUGAAACCUUCGAUUUCGAGUCCAUGCCACUUCCUCGGGUGGUUGGACAGGCGAGAGAUGCUCUGGUGGAGCAGUUGAGUCUUAUGAACCACAAAAGGAGCGAUCCGGACGUCGCUGCGUAUGCAGAACAAAAGCUAAAUGAGUUGUACGCCAACAACAUGUUGGAGUUUCGAGCGCCUUUCUACACACUCGAAACGGCACCAUCUCGUGGCAUUGACUGGCGCAUGCCGUCGGGCGGUCAGCAUCCGGGAAGGGGUGGAGGGGGAGAUGAAGGAGACGGUGGAGGUGGCGGAGGAGACGGCUCACAAUUUGCCGGAAAGGGGACGAGCGAAACAUCGUCGGGAGAGAAGGCGUCCGGCGGAAAGGGGUCAGGCGGAAAGGACUCGGGUGGAAAGGGGUCGGGCGGGAAGGGGUCGGGCGGAAAGCGUAGAACGUCCGGGAGUCCCCAGUAUAUGGAAACUGACCCCCACUGCGUAGGGAGUCGAGAUUCCGAGAUGCGAGACUUGGACACAGGGUUCCCCUGCUCACCUCCGUUCUCAUAUGUUGAGACUCGAGACUGGCGGUCUCGCGACGUGCUGGAGGGGUCCGCUGCAAGAGUGUUGGAGAUCGGGGGUGGCGAGUACGAACGUCAUGCUUCGGAGGGUGUGCCAGUCGACGUUGACAUCAAGAGUGCAGCGGCUCCUGAGGAACAGGAGAGCUCUCCGAGAACGCGUGUUGUACAGCGGGAAGAGGAGAGUCAACGCUGGCAGUCUCGCAAAGUGUUGGAGACCGGGGGUAGCGAGUGUGAACGUCAUGCUUUGGAGGGUGCGUCUGUGGACACUAACAGCGAGAGUGCAGGAGCUCCGGGGGAAACCCAUGCUCUACAGCGGGAAGAGGAGACUCAACACUGGCCGGCUCGCGAAGACGUGAAGGGGCUCGAUGGAGGAGCGCUGGUGAUCGGGACGUCCGAAGAGGUUCUGCACAGUCGUUCGGUUGUGGCCACGACGAGAGAGGGUGUCGUUAAGGGAGGUCAGUGGACGUUUGUGCAAACUCCCGUUCUUGGCGACAAUGAAGGCGAAGAAGAACCCGCGGUGGAAGCUCGGGUUCAUGGCGAUGAGAAAGGCGGAGAACCCGUGGUGGACGGCGGUGAGGUGACGGUCGGCAUCCAGACGAAUCCACAGCGGAAAGAUGAUGAUUCUUCGUCCACCCGUUGCGGUGAAGAACAGGGUGGUCGAGCAUCUGUCCUCAGUACCGGUCGGGGAAUGGUGCUUCAUGAAGCCAUCGAGUUGCGUAACGACUCGGCUGCCACCGAGCUGGUUAGCGACUCAAGCGUGGCCGAGGUGCAGAACGACGAAUCCUCCGUAGAAGGCGGUGAGGUGACCGUCAGCAUCAAGAUGGAUCCAGAGCGGAAAGAUCAUGAUUCUCCGUCCACCCGUUGAGGUGCAGAACAGGGUGAUCGAGCGUCUGUCCUUAGUACCGGUCGUGAAAUGGUGCUUCAUGAAGCCAUCGACUUGCCUAGCGACUCA
Chara braunii is the source of this 1906-nucleotide messenger RNA. The record is from the annotation of a GenBank genome assembly. Lineage: Eukaryota; Viridiplantae; Streptophyta; Charophyceae; Charales; Characeae.